AGAAAGACAGUGUGUCCGAGAAUUUUUAUACGCGUAUUUAAAAUAUCUUUUUAACGAUAUUUUAUCUUUUUAUUUAUUUGUCGAACGCAAGUCGCAACCUUGUUGUUGAAACAAAUAAAACUGUGAUAGUGUCAAUAUCUGUUUGUGACAAGAGUGAGAAAAAAAAGAAAGAAAGAAAAUAAGAAAAAAGAACUGACACGCUCGUGAUGAGCACAUGGUACAAACUAACAUAACGCAAGAGUUGAACAAAUAGAAAAAUUUUUUUUGAAGAAAGGAAUUAAGUAAACAAAGCCGUGAAGAAAUACUUGGAGGUGCACAAAAAUCCAGAACACAGUCGGGAACACCGCGGCAGUGAAGCAACUUGACACAUUUUCUCAGAGUGCAAGAGUAACCAAGUUAUAUAAACGGUGUGUGAAAAACUUUGAAUUAUAUAUUCUCUCAGUGAGAAGACAAAAUUGACAAUUGACAUUUUGUUGUUGUUGAGUGUUUAUCUGAAAUCGUGACCGAGAGAAGAACUUUUUUUAUUGCAAAACGCGAAAAUGAAUCGACGACGAAAAGCGUAAUUGCUAAUAUUGUCGCAAUAACGUUUUUUUUUUUUUUUUUUUAUACCUUUCGUCAAAAUGGUGGACAAGAAUAAGUUUCUGCCCUGGCCACUGCUACCGUAUCCGGCCGGUCUCUUGAACCACGUUUGGUACAGCCAUCUGUUAAAUACUAGAUUGCUCGAGAGUAUGAAAAUGCCACCUCGGACCUCGGGUUUCGCCAUUAGUGAUAUUUUGGAAUUGAACGACGCUAAGCCGUCGCAAGAGGAAACAGAUGUGCCAGUUCCAGGCGCUGCGACGGUACUUCCGUCGGCCGCCGACGUGCCGACGGCUUAUCAGCAAUUUUUGGAGCACACGACCGCCAUGUUACAACCGGCUAUGCACGGCAAUCUGAACAGGAGUACGCUACCACCGCCUCCGCCUGGAUUAUUAGGUUGGCCGACUGGUCCGGCGCUGCCGACGGCAAUACCCCAACCCUUGGAGGAAGUGAACGUUCUCCAGCAGCCGGACUCGACGAGUCCCGCGAUCUCGGACAUGUCGUACCCGUCGCAGCAGGAGAACAGUCACGAGUCGACGAAGGACGAGGAAACCCAGGAGUUCGAGGACGAUCAUCAGACCGGCAACGAGACGACGCAGUCAGCUCACGAGACCGAGCACAAGAAGCGAAAGCGACGGGUCUUGUUCUCCAAGGCGCAAACGUACGAGCUCGAGCGACGCUUCCGUCAGCAGCGUUAUCUGAGCGCGCCCGAACGGGAACAUCUGGCCUCGAUUAUACGUUUGACACCCACCCAGGUAAAGAUCUGGUUUCAGAACCACAGGUACAAAACGAAGAGAGCGGCGAGCGAGCGCGUCGAGGCCGGCGGAAGCGGUUGCUCGCCUAGAAGAGUCGCCGUGCCGGUUCUGGUGAGAGACGGCAAACCAUGCCAGUCCAAGAGUCUGAUGGAACCGACGACGUAUCCCGGCAGCAGCCAGGUUCCCAUGGCGCCGUACAUGCAGAAAUACUGGUGGUAGAGAAAAUCAUUUCUGCAGAGAAAGAAAAGUGAUCCAAUGUAUUUUCGAUGGAAUUGCGCUGACUGACUUCUCUUCGCGCGAAUUCAUUGAGAUGGGGUGCGCGCGCACACACUCUCGAGAUGACGAACACGCACUAAUAAAGAAAUCGUGCGAAUACGAAAAGAGAAGAAGAAAAACCGUGGGUAACGGUUGAUACAACAUGAUGUAAUGGUGCAAGAUACGUAAUGUAGUGCAUGAUGUAAUUUAACGUACGUGCGACGAAGAUUUUUGUUCCGCACGUUGACGCGUCAUAGUGACGAAAAAUGUGCACGUGGCGAUUCUUGAGUGGAUCGCACGGCCAUUUCGGAAACACAAAUGGCAAAUUUUCAAAUAUGUGUGUAUUGAGUUUUCAUACACACGUAUCAAACAUCCAACAGAAGAAUUAAUAAUUUAUUAAUUAAGAACGUGAAGAGAGAGAGAUACAAAAUCGUACAAAGUUCAAUGUUUUCAAUGUUGUAACAUUUCCAAGAAGGUGAAUGUAAGUCGUGCGCUUGCAUGGGUCUUACACUUUAGAGAACUUGAAUGAAUAUGCGAGGAGAUUAGAUCUAGUGCUACGAAUGUUGAUGAUUGAAGAAGUGAACUGAGAAAACGUUCUUUAAAUGUUAAAAAAAAAAAAAAAAAAAAAAAAA
Messenger RNA from Pseudomyrmex gracilis, 2218 nucleotides. RefSeq names its product thyroid transcription factor 1-like. Gene Ontology annotation, biological process: regulation of transcription by RNA polymerase II; cell differentiation. Gene Ontology annotation, cellular component: nucleus. Bases 621 to 1550 code for a protein of 309 amino acids. Gene Ontology annotation, molecular function: DNA-binding transcription factor activity, RNA polymerase II-specific; RNA polymerase II cis-regulatory region sequence-specific DNA binding. NCBI's taxonomy places the organism in Eukaryota, Metazoa, Arthropoda, Insecta, Hymenoptera, Formicidae. The record is from RefSeq and is a predicted model, not a curated record. The transcript is spliced from 4 exons.